Pichia membranifaciens NRRL Y-2026 is the source of this 2607-nucleotide messenger RNA. RefSeq lists its product as hypothetical. The record is from RefSeq and is a predicted model, not a curated record. NCBI's taxonomy places the organism in Eukaryota, Fungi, Ascomycota, Pichiomycetes, Pichiales, Pichiaceae. The coding region runs from base 1 to 2607 and encodes 868 amino acids. The transcript has a single exon.
AUGUCUUUGAGAAACAAGAGGUCUUCUUCAUCUCUUGCGCCCACAUCACGUCAAAGUCUACUUACACAGGCCGAUUAUUCUUCGUCAGUCGGAGACAAGCAACCAUCAAUUGACCACAAGAUAGAAAAGCAGAUAAAACGAGUUUCGACACUAUUUCAUAGAUCUAAGACCGAAGAUGGGACGUUCACCUCAACAAAUAGUGGCCAUCAGAGUAACUCCUCAAACCUAGCAAUGAGUUCUGAUAGCCCAGAGAUACCAUUGCCCCAAUCGCUAACCAGUAAUAGUCUUUAUUCUUUAAAGAAUACAUCAAGUGGAACAUUAGUUAGUAGGCAACAGAGCUUGGAUACUCAUUUUAACAAUGGCCAUGGUAUAAAUAACGUGGAGUUCACCAAUAUACGGAAUGGACCUGAGUUUUACGACGGUUCAGACUCAAUCAACUCUCCUAGUUCUGCUAGUUUUGUGGAUAAGACUAGGGACACUAAAUUUGGGAGGUUUUUAACUAAAACAGGAAACAAAGUGAAAAAGUUUUCGGACAUGAGCGGUGAUCAACUUAAUCUCGGUCUUGGUUUACACGGUCACGGGGGUUUGGGCCAUAAUCACAGUUACAGCUAUAAUCAUAAUCAUAGCCAUAACCAUAGCCAUGGGUUUCCGGAAUUGAACCUUCAGGGCUCGUUUAUGUCUGUUGGAUCAAACAAUAAGGAUCUCAAAUCUCCAAUUACGCGUGGUUUCAAAGGUGAUCAAAAAUUAUCUUUUGGGGAAAAAUUGAAGCUUUUGAACUCGACAAAGUACAAAAACUACCAUUACCACAAUAUACUAAGGAACAAGAAGGAAUCGUUAAAAAAUGGCAUUAAGCUUGGAUCUAAAAACAAUGAUCUCGCUCAUGGACAUGACCAUAACAAUAUUAUGGCUGGAACCUCAUAUGCGCUUUACGACAUCAACUAUAUUGAAAUUGAGAGGAUGAUUGCCAAUGAUGUGUUGAACUUCGAGCAGUGUGAUCAAUACUGUAAGUUCCUAUACGACCGGCUUCAAAAUCUAUUAAUGCCUUUGUUUAGGGGAGAGUCUUUGCAGUCUUCCUUGGAAGAUAUUACGAAAUUGGUUAGCUUAUAUGUGAGACUUCGGAAAGCAGAGGAAGGAGGAGUAAGAGAAAGUGAAAAAGUUUAUAAAAGUACAGACACUAUGGCAGGAGUAAUGAGCAGUGGUAACAACAGCACCAACAAAAAUAAUAAGAACAUGAAUUCGAGUUUUGGUAUUGGACAUUCUCAGUCACAGAACUCAUUGAACUCUUUCAAAGAAUCUGAUGAGUAUGAUACCCCAUUCAUGAAACCCAGUGCCACAUUUGCCAGUUCCCCAAUGACGACUGAGUUGAAUUCGCCAACUGCCUUUUCCCCGCUUAUAAAGAUGCAGUCCGCAUCAUUUAUCGCGAUUUCUAAGGUGUUAGAAGAUGUGAAUGAAAUUAUAAAGCAUGGAAUGGCUGUUAUGAUCAAUCAGCUUUACUACGAUGAGGCUAAUGAUACCGUAAGAUUUAUUAAGGGUAACAAUCCCGUGUUACGCAAGCGAAAAAACACUAUACAGUACGCCAAUGACGAGGGUAUGGAUAACCUGCACUACACACCAACAUCAAGCACUUUCAACAGUAACUCGAUGGCUAGCAAUGCACACAUCUUCAAUGGUAGUAACAAUAACGACAAUGACAAUAGUAACGGAGUCAACAAUGGCAAUAUGGGCAGAUCCUCUAACUCUUUGUACGCCAUGGAUAUGGGCAUCAAUUCUUCCACAAAAAGUGUGACAGAGUUCCCCGUUCUGACUCCAACCCACACGUUCAACUCGUAUGAUAUCAGGCAAGGAGAUCCGUGGGACAGCGUCAAUGAUCCUUACAACGGGUACGGGCACGAUCUCAAUGACGACAAUGAUAUACUUAACCUCAGCUCCUUACCUAUAGGCAAAUUUGAGAAAUGCACCGGCAUACUAUGGGACAUGUUCCAAAGAAACAUACUGUUUGAUCUUACAAGCAUCAUGUUGCCCGUUGAACUUGAGUUUGCCAACGGCCAUCGUGAUAUCAGCAAGAUUCACAACAGAGCCAACUCGAUCUUGUACAAUCGUGGGGAACAAAUGGUCAGCUUCACAAACACGAUGGUGUACCCAAAUAUCAGCAACUUUGGAAAGGGAGAGAGUGGGGCUGGUAACAGCAUCAUCGGCAGUCUUGGCGAGUGGGGCGAUAUCAACAUCCGCAACGUGCUUCUCGUCGGGUUCCGCGAUUACGUCGUCAUCCCGCUCUACGAGAUGAACCGACAGUUCGAGGACGUGGAGGGUGUGGGUGUAGAUAUGGAGCAGCGGACCGUUCCUGGAGACAGGACAGGCCAUGGUGCUAAGCCGGUCACGUCAGCCACUGCCACGGCCUCUAAGAACGACGUGAAGCUGAGUGUCAAAUCGGCCAGUGGCAGCAGCAGCCUCAUACAGGAGUACACCGAUGCAUGUGUGUUGCUGCAGUGCUUCAGGCUUGUCAGCAGCGUUGGCACAAACGAUACGAAUCAGAAACUUGUCGAGAACCUGCUUGUCCAGAUGCGGGACAAGUGCCGCCGUUACGAGAGUGCAGUCUCCGAGGAUUAG